AGAAAAGAAGAGAGGAAGAGAAAAAGAAAGGAAGUUUUUGGAGGGAAAAUGAGGAAAUCGACCGCCACGAAGCAAGCAAUGGUGGUGUUGGGAGCCCUAGCGCUCGGGUGGAUGACGAUCGAGCUUGCUUUCAAGCCCUUCCUCGACAAGGCCCGAGCCGCCAUGGACAAGUCCGACCCGGAUCGCGACCGCGACGACGUCGCCGACGACUCUGCUCGCAAGUCUUCCGGUGACGCCGACAUCGCCGCCGAUGACUGAGGUAGAAGCCGAUCACUUCGAAAGGUCCUCUCUCGGUUUUGAAAAUUUUCUGACAACGACCAUAGAUGAUAAAUCUUUACUCUUUAGAGUUUAGGGUAUAACUUAA
Molecule: messenger RNA, 364 nt
Organism: Morus notabilis
Lineage: Eukaryota; Viridiplantae; Streptophyta; Magnoliopsida; Rosales; Moraceae
Product: outer envelope membrane protein 7
Exons: 1
Coding region: 49-258 (69 amino acids)
Cellular component (GO): chloroplast outer membrane
Source: RefSeq, a predicted model, not a curated record